CUGUGCGUCCACGCGCUCUGUGAGACCUCGUAGUAUUGUUUGGGAAUACGGGCAUAAGUUAUUUAAAAAAGAAUGUGCGAGGGUAUUCACCCAACAAUCUACACCUCGAUAUGGGUGGAUCACUUAUUAAGGGCUCGCAACGAAACGCCCACUGCUGGGCAAACACCUCCGAAGAUUUUCACAACCGGAUACAAAGCCUACUCGCAAUCCCAGUCGCACUCUGUAAACCUGGUCUCCGAAGACCUGGUGGCUGGCCACCGGCCCCACGGCAAGAUGUCCACGGUCCGAAGGUUCUUCUGCCUCUUCGUGACCUUUGAUUUGCUGUUCACCAGUUUGAUGUGGCUGAUUUGUGUUAUGAUGCGCGGCGAGACACUACAACAGAUAUUCGACAGAGAAAUAAUACAUUACAACAUGAAAACGUCCCUUUUCGACAUAGUACUGGUAGCCAUCAGUCGGUUCACACUACUACUUCUGUUCUACGCUCUUCUGUACAUCAACAACUGGAGUGUCAUAGCAAUCUCAACGGGAGGGACUUGUCUCUUCUUAAUAGCGAAAGUUUAUGUGUUCGAUUGGCCGGACUCAUCGCAACCUGUGUACCAAGUGUUCCUAAUACUCACUUCUUUCACCCUCUCCUGGGGUGAGACGUGGUUUUUGGACUUCAGAGUGCUACCGCAAGAGUUGCAGGCCAAACAGAUUUUGGACUCUAUUGCCCACCAAGGGCCCUCAGAACGCACCCCCCUCUUACCCCCGCGGCCCGCUGGGUCCGCGUACGGGGAGUCCACCGUGAACUGGUUCUCGCCGGUUGACACGCCCGAGGGGAGUCCGCGCCCGCGCCGCGCCGGCGAGCCGGUUAUACUCACGCAGGAACAGAUAGACGAGUACAAAACGCAAGCUGAAGAGAGCAUGCAGAACGCCUGGCGAGUGAUCCAGCUGCCCAACUGGACGCUGGAAAAGCGAGGAGCCAACGGGGACCUGGUGGAGUCCAAGAGAACCGACCAGCUCGGGAAGGUCUAUAGGUUUACGGGUAUCGUCGAGUGCCCACCAAAGUUCCUGUUCGAAGAGUUCAGAGAUAACCUCACGAAGCUUCCGGAAUGGAACCCCACCAUUUUGAAGAGCGAGCUCAUCAAGGAAAUCGCACCAGGUAUCGACCUCUCGUACCAAGUGACCGCGGGCGGCGGUCGCGGUAUUAUCGCUCCGCGCGACUUUGUCAUACUGCGACGAGCGGCCAUGCUGUCGCGCGACGGUCGCGUGGUAACGGAGGAGCCCCACAGUUACAUCAGCAGUGGGAUUAGUGUGCAGGUGCCUGGGUACCCGCCGCAUAGGGAUAUGGUCAGAGGCCACAACAAGGUGGGCUGCUGGUACAUGAAGCCGGUCAACGGCAAGUCGUCCGGCGGCCGUAUAGAACAGUUCACAAGCUUCCAAUGGCUCAUGUGCUGCGAUCUUAAAGGAAAAAUACCUCAAUUCGUCCUUGACGCAGCGUUCGCUUCAGUUAUGCUAGACUACAUUGUCCACGUCAGAAAAUUCGCAGCUGAAUCCAAAGCAGCCGGAAAAUUCUAGUCCAAAGACGUUUCAGUUGUGUGACAGACGCUACGUUUCAGCGACGUUUCACACGCGAGAAACUGAAAUAGUGAUGUGGAAUGAACGUUUCACACGUGAGAAACUGAAAUAGUGAUGUGGAAUGAACGUUUCACACGUGAGAAAGUGUGGUGGAAUGUGAUAUUUCAUUAGUGUAAUUUUGUGACAGUUUCGUGUGUGUGAAAUGUGAAUAAUAGUUUCAGUUGUGAUUUAAGUUUCAAAAGGAAAUAGUAAGUAUAAAUAUUUGUGAACAUGUUUUAUACCAUUAAAGGCCGAUUUUUUAAUCGUCAGAUAUCUUUUAACUGAAGGAUAAACUUGUCAUUUUGACAUAUUUCCCAUACUAACUUAUUCUUCAGUUAAAAAUUAUCCGACGAUUGAAAAAUCAGCACUGAUAUAAAUAAGCAUUGAUGAUAGUUUUAGAUAUAAGUGAAUACGGUGUUGUUACAAUGUUCCACAACAUUAAAAGACAUUUCAACUGUGACAAAGUUACACUACUGAAAAUGUUACAAUUUCAACUGUGAACAUUAUUUCACAAGUGAAUAAUUGCGUUUCACAAAUUUGACAGUUCCAUCAGUGACAUUGUUUUACAAUUGAACUUUAAUUUGAGUUUCUUAAGUGAUGUUUAUAAUGGCGUAUACAUACAGGGUGUUAGGUAAAUGGGUAUAAAGCUAACACUCGAAUCAAAUUUAGUUUCCCAUAAGAUAGGCCCCCUUAAUUGAUAUUUAUUGUCCGUGGUGCAUAAUCUUUUCUUAAAGUUUUUAAACCUUUGUCACCUGUCAUCCGC
Messenger RNA from Ostrinia furnacalis (Asian corn borer), 2359 nucleotides. RefSeq names its product Steroidogenic acute regulatory protein-like (gene Start1). The transcript has 11 exons. The record is from RefSeq and is a predicted model, not a curated record. Lineage: Eukaryota; Metazoa; Arthropoda; Insecta; Lepidoptera; Crambidae. Gene Ontology annotation, cellular component: late endosome membrane; endoplasmic reticulum-endosome membrane contact site; endoplasmic reticulum membrane. Gene Ontology annotation, molecular function: lipid binding. Bases 73 to 1557 code for a protein of 494 amino acids.